AUGAUUAGACAAUGUUUUAAUGGACUUUACCGACAACAAACAACUGGAUUGAGGAUAACUCAACCACUCACAACUUCCUUUAGGUCAAUAUAUAAUUCAUCACUGUUGCGUCAAACCCAACCCAUCACCACUACAGGCUCCGUUUCUGAACAACCAACCGUCAAAGAAACACCGUUGUCGGAGCUUAGUAGAACCAUCGAAGAAAACAUAGACAAUUCACAAUCGCAGAAGGCUGCUUCAUCACCUACACUCUCCAAACAAGCUAAAGUAAAUGAAAAGAUAGUAUACUGGAAACUUUACUCAACAUUCAAUAGACACAACACGAGGUGUACAUUGGUUGCUGUAGUUGAGGAUUUGAACUUUAUGGAGAAUAACCCUGACUUGUCCUACAAUGAAAAAGUACUUUACUAUUUACAGUUACCUCACAAGGUCAAAUAUUCAGUUACUGCUGGUCAACUAGGUUUCAGAAAAUCUCAAAGACAAGAAUAUGAGGCUGGGUUUCAAGUAGCUGCCAAGAUGUUCAAAACAAUUCAAGAGAGAAACUAUAUUGGUCCUAAUGAUAAGAUUGAAUUGAUUUUGAAAAAUUUCGGAAAGGGAAGAGAAGCAUUCCAAGCUGCUUUGCUAGGUAAAGAAGGGUCUUAUUUAAAGAACAACAUUGUGAGAAUAAGCGAUGCAACUGUUAUCAGAUUUGGUGGUAACAGACCAAAGAAGUUACGUCGUUUGUAA
Lodderomyces parapsilosis is the source of this 726-nucleotide messenger RNA. RefSeq names its product mitochondrial 37S ribosomal protein YmS18. NCBI's taxonomy places the organism in Eukaryota, Fungi, Ascomycota, Pichiomycetes, Serinales, Debaryomycetaceae. Gene Ontology annotation, molecular function: structural constituent of ribosome. Gene Ontology annotation, cellular component: ribosome. The record is from RefSeq and is a predicted model, not a curated record. Gene Ontology annotation, biological process: translation. The transcript has a single exon. Bases 1 to 726 code for a protein of 241 amino acids.